This is a messenger RNA of Telopea speciosissima, 3927 nucleotides long. Its product is annotated as histidine kinase 4-like. Gene Ontology annotation, biological process: phosphorylation; phosphorelay signal transduction system. NCBI's taxonomy places the organism in Eukaryota, Viridiplantae, Streptophyta, Magnoliopsida, Proteales, Proteaceae. The record is from RefSeq and is a predicted model, not a curated record. Gene Ontology annotation, molecular function: phosphorelay sensor kinase activity. The transcript has 12 exons. The coding region runs from base 733 to 3741 and encodes 1002 amino acids.
AGAUUUACAGGGUAGCUCAGAUUUGAGAGUGAAGGAGCAAGAAAGGAGAGAAGUUGAGAAAGCAGAGAGUAGCUGAUAAGGGAAGGAGAGAGGCGGGGUGGGAUUUUGUUCUUGUUCUUACUUUUGGGAGAGUGGGUUUGAAUUAGAUUUUAGAAAGGAAAAUCAAAGCUUGAGUUCUGGUUGAAAAAUCGAGAAAAGCAGGAGAAAAAGUAAAGAAAGAAGAAAGGUUGAAAAAAAAAAGAGUAAAGAGAAGAAGAAACAGAGAGUGUGAUAAUGAAAUAGAAUAUUUGUGUGGAGAAGAGAAGAGAAGAUAAGGGAAGAUUAGAAUAUAGACAGGGUAGAAGAGGGGGAGAGUUGUUUUUGUUUAUAUGGUUUUUGGGGACAGUAGCGUAUCUACAGAUAUCCAGAAAUUUGAUUCAGUUGCUUUGAAAAAGUGGUAUAAAAAGCUAAUAUCUCCAUUAGAAUAGAGGGUCCGAUCAAGAUUUUGCGUGAUACAGACGAACAACCAUACAAUGCACCUCAAAACAGAAAAAAAAGAUGUACUGUAAAAUAAUCUUUUCUGAUACUGCAACACUCCUGAAGAAAGCUUUUGGGUUUUCUUAUCUUUUUGGGCUGGCGUGGUUGGGGGUUAUUAGGCUCUUUUAGCUGAGAGAUGAAGUCGGGAGAAGGAAAAAAAGAGGAAGAAGAAGUACAGGACAGGAAGCAAAAGUAGUGCAUUUUUCUUUUUUGUUUAUGGGUCUCAAGGAUCAGAGCCACCACACGGUGGCUGUCAAGUUGAAUGAGCAGAAGCCAAAAGACUGGAUUCAGGCGCACAGUGCUUGGCUCCCGAAGCUACUCUUGUUGUGGGUGUGUGUUAUAGGUAUUCUCUGCAGUGUUUUCUACUACUAUUUGGACCUUUUCGCCUUGGCUAGAUGGGAAGAGGUUCUGGUGACCAUGUGUGAUCAGCGGGCGAGGAUGCUUCAAGACCAAUUCAAUGUUAGCGUAAAUCAUGUCCAUGCUCUUGCAAUUCUUGUCUCCACCUUCCAUUACUACAAGGACCCUUCUGCCAUUGAUAAGGAGACUUUUGCUGGAUAUACUGGUGGUACGGCUUUUGAGCGGCCAUUAUUGAAUGGGGUAGCAUAUGCUCAAAGAGUUCUGCAUGCUGAGAGGGGGGAAUUUGAGAAAAAGCAGGGCUGGACGAUUAAGACAAUGGAGAGGGAGCCAUCGCCAAUUCGAGAGGAAUAUGGCCCUGUGAUAUUUGCACAGGAGACUGUUUCCUACCUUGAAUCCAUUGAUAUGAUGUCUGGGGAGGAGGACCGGGAAAACAUCUUGAGGGCUAGAGCAACAGGGAAAGCUGUUCUUACAAGCCCUUUUAGACUGCUUGGGUCUCAUCAUCUGGGUGUUGUCUUGACCUUCCCUGUUUACCGCACCAAUGUCCCUUGUGAUGCAACGGUUGCAGAACGCAUCACAGCAACUGCUGGAUACCUUGGUGGAUCUUUUGAUGUUGAAUCACUUGUGGAGAAUUUGCUUGGGCAACUUGCUGGGAACGAAGCAAUUGUGGUUAAUGUAUAUGAUGUCACUAACUCUUCUGAUCCACUGAUCAUGUACGGACCUCAACAUCCUGUCGGUGACAUGUCCCUCUUGCAUGUCAGCAUGCUUGAUUUUGGGGAUCCAUUUAGGAAGCACAUGAUGAGAUGUAGAUACCAGCAGAAGCGCCCCCCUUCAUGGACAGCUAUUGCAACCGCAUUGUUUAUCUUCGUGAUCUUGGUAUUGUUAGGAUAUAUCUUCUAUGGUGCAGGUGUGCGUAUUGUGAAAGUUGAGGAUGAUUUCCAUGAAAUGCAAAAACUGAAAGCCCAAGCAGAAGCUGCUGAUGUUGCCAAAUCUCAGUUUCUAGCUACUGUUUCUCAUGAGAUCAGAACGCCCAUGAAUGGUGUCCUUGGAAUGCUUGGUCUCCUUCUAGAUACAAAUCUAGAUUCAGCCCAAAAAGAAUAUGCUCAAACUGCUCAAGCAUGUGGGAAGGCACUGAUAACACUAAUAAAUGAAGUGCUUGAUCGAGCGAAAAUUGAAGCUGGCAAGUUAGAGUUAGAGGCUAUCCCCUUCAACCUUCGAUCCAUUCUAGAUGAAGUUAUCUCCUUGUUUUCUGAGAAGACUAGGCGCAAGGGAAUUGAGCUUGCCGUGCUUGUCUCUGAUAAAGUUCCUGAAAUUCUUAUCGGUGACCCAGGGAGAAUCCGUCAGAUUAUUACAAAUCUAGUGGGAAAUUCUGUUAAAUUUACUGAGAGGGGGCACAUAUUUGUACAAGUACAUCUAGCUGAACAUAUGAAGUCGGUAAUGGAUGCAAAAUCCGAAGCAUGGACUAAGAGGGGAUCAGAUGAAGUGGAAUUAAUUGCAUGUGGUAACCAGUUCAAUACCUUGAGUGGUUGUGAAUCAGCUGAUGGUCGGUACAGCUGGGAAGCUUUAAAGCUUCUAAUUGGAGAUGAGGGGUUCUGCUCUGAUCCUUCAGAUCAAUGGAUGGCUUCUGAUGAUGCUUGUGGGAAUGUGACCUUGGUAGUAUCUGUUGAGGAUACAGGGAUUGGGAUACCGCUACAUGCCCAAGGCCGGGUUUUCAUGCCUUUUAUGCAGGCAGACAGUUCGACCUCCCGGAACUAUGGGGGAACUGGAAUCGGUUUGAGCAUCAGUAAAUGUUUAGUUGAGCUGAUGGGUGGGAAGAUAAACUUUGUCAGCCGGCCUCACAUUGGAAGCACAUUUAUAUUCACUGCUGUCUUGAGAAGAUGUGAAAAGAAUGCAAGUAAUGAUCUGCAAAUAUCUCUUUCUGAGGCACUGUCUACUAGGUUCAAAGGGAUGAAAGCAGUUAUAAUUGAUGGCAAACCUGUCAGAGCAGCUGUGACAAAGUACCAUCUUGAGAGACUAGGUAUCUUGGUAGAAGUUGCUAGUAGUAUCACGGUGGCGGUUGGUGCAGUACCUGAAUCAAAUGGUCAUUUACGAUCCGGAGACGGAAAGCAACUGGGUUUGAUUCUGGUUGAAAAGGAUUCCUGGAUUUCUGGUGCCGAUGGUGGCUUGCCUGUAUGUUUAAUGGACUCUAAACAGUAUGGACGCAUGGUGGAUUUACCUAAGAUGAUGCUUCUCGCCACAUCUAUUAGCCCUGCUGAAUUUGAUAAAGCGAAGGCUGUGGGUUUUGCUGAUACUAUCAUCAUGAAACCGCUUAGAGCAAGUAUGCUAGCAGCAUGCCUUCAGCCGGUGCUGGGGAUGGGCAACAAGAAACAACAAGGAAAAGAAAUGCGCAAGGAAUCUACUUUUCUUCGUAAAUUGCUGCAAGGGAAGAAUAUAUUAGUGGUUGAUGACAAUAGGGUAAAUCGCAGAGUUGCUGCUGGUGCACUUGAGAAGUUUGGGGCCAAGGUGGAGUGUGCUGAAAGUGGGAAAGCUGCAGUUAACCUGCUUAAACAGCCGCACAAAUUUGAUGCUUGCUUCAUGGACAUUCAGAUGCCAGAAAUGGACGGGUUUGAGGCAACCCGCUUAAUCAGGCUUAUGGAGAGCAAAUCGAAUGAGCAGAUAAUGAAUGGAGGAGGAUCCUGCUUUGAAGAUUCAGCAAUGAAGAGAGAUUUGCAUAUGCCAAUAUUGGCCAUGACAGCUGAUGUGAUUCAUGCCACGUACGAGGAAUGCGUGAGGAAUGGGAUGGAUGGUUAUGUCUCAAAGCCCUUUGAGGAGGAAAAUCUCUAUCAGGCGGUGUCGAAGUUCUUUGAAUCCAAAUCCACCGUGGACAACUGACAAGAUUCCCUUUACCAUCUGCCAGGAGUACCAAAAUUAGCAGACAGGGACAGUAAAACCGAUUAAGAGGAUGCCUGCCUAAAACAGUGCCGCGGUACAUGUCCAGUUUCUUUGGCAUUGCUGGCUGGCUGGCUGGUGUUGUUUCGAUUAUGUAUGAAGGUUGUUCUCUCAGGGGAGGGUAUGUGG